Messenger RNA from Nelumbo nucifera (sacred lotus), 1757 nucleotides. The record is from RefSeq and is a predicted model, not a curated record. Lineage: Eukaryota; Viridiplantae; Streptophyta; Magnoliopsida; Proteales; Nelumbonaceae.
CACAGAAAUCCUUUUUCUUUCUGGAAAAGAUGAAAGAACCCUAAAAAUUCCAUGAUGGCAAGUUGGCAACAGACAAAUGAAGCCUCUCACAAAACACCAUUUGUCCCCCUUCUCUCUUUUCCCUCGAUAUUCUGCAUCAAAAGAGAUAACAAUCGUCCAAUAAUGUCGUCUUAGUUCAAAAUUUCCUUCUUUUUGUUUUUUAUUCUCCCCUCCCCCUCCCCCUCCCCAAAUCUCCUCUUUCUCUUUUCGAAUAAUAAAGGAGUGGUUCACGAUUCACAUCCCUCUGUUGCCUUUAUCUCCUUCUUUCCCUGCCUUCCCUCUAUAAAUAAUCUCCUGUAAACCCAUUUGAUUCCUGCGUUUCUCAUAUUCUCUUUCUCCACCCAUUAUAAACCCCAGUUUCUUCUUUCCUCGCAGACAGAGUAAUGGAGGUUGAUAUCUAAAGAUGCGAGCUUUCUUUUGUUUUUUAUGUAAUCUAUUCUUAUCGAGACGUAAUGACUAAAGAGAGUCGUCUAUUCAAAACCCUAGGAGCAUUAACUUUGUCGCCUAUAUUUAGUGGUAUGGCGAUUGCUUUUCCCCCUCAUUUCAUCUGUUCCGAGAAAUCCACGAUGGAGAAAGCCGUCAUUGUUAAGUCUUCGUCUGCGGCGGCGGUUUCUCCUUCUCCUUCUGUUCCUCCGGUGAUUUUGACUCAGGACGAGCUGAAAAAGAUUGCUGCUUAUAAAGCCAUCGAGUAUGUCGAGUCCGGAAUGGUUUUGGGGCUGGGAACCGGUUCGACGGCGUGGUUUGCCGUGAACCGGAUUGGUGAGCUUCUGCAACAGGGGAAACUCAAGAAUAUUAUUGGGAUACCCACCUCGAAGAAGACCGAAGAGCAGGCGAUUUCGUUGGGGAUUCCUCUCUCCGACCUCAAUGAGCAUCCGGUUCUUGAUCUUGCGAUUGAUGGAGCCGAUGAGGUCGACCCACAUCUCAAUCUCGUCAAAGGCCGAGGUGGGUCUUUGCUCAGGGAAAAGAUGGUCGAGGGCGCUUGUCGGAAGUUCGUUGUUAUUGUCGACGAGUCAAAGCUAGUUGAUCAUUUGGGAGGUAGCGGCCUAGCUGUUCCGGUCGAGAUUGUACCUUUCUGCUGGAAAUUUACGGCCGAUCGUCUGCAGAGCUUGUUUGAGUAUGCUAGUUGUGUUGCCAAGCUCAGGACUUGCGGCGAAAACGGCAAACCAUUUGUUACGGACAAUGCUAAUUAUAUUGUGGAUUUGUAUUUCAAGAAGGAUAUCGGGGAUUUGAAGGUUGCUAGCGAUUCAAUUCUGCGACUGGCCGGGGUUAUCGAGCAUGGAAUGUUUCUUGACAUGGCUACCACCGUUAUUGUUGCUGGAAAGCUUGGAGUCACAGUGAAGAACAAGUAGAGAGGGCAUGGAGGAGGGGAGAAGGUAGUUUACUGAUCAAAAGAGAUUACAACUUAGCUAACAAAAAAAUGUUUUUUCAGAAAAUUUUGAUUUUGCCAUUACUGUAAUUGGGGGGUUGGGUGUUAUUUUUCCCAGUAUCAAUUGAAAUAAGUACCGGGGUGUCUGUCCAUCCUCUGUAUUUUGUUCAGGUCUUAGGACUUAAGUUGUUGGACAUGCUGAGGAUGGGAAGUCCUAUUGAAUGGUGGGAAGAUGUGGCUUUCUAUGUUUCAGCUGUCUUCUUUUCACCAGAAAUUUUGUCUUGGGACUUACAGCAUGUUCCUAUUCUUUUUGCUGAUUAUAUAAUGGAUCAAUUUUGUAUUCUGUUUGAUC